Molecule: messenger RNA, 678 nt
Organism: Haliotis rubra (blacklip abalone)
Lineage: Eukaryota; Metazoa; Mollusca; Gastropoda; Lepetellida; Haliotidae
Exons: 3
Coding region: 13-375 (120 amino acids)
Source: RefSeq, a predicted model, not a curated record
CUGCAGUGCAACAUGGUACUGCACAAUCCAGCGUCUCAACGUUGCCGGUCGUACUAUUCAUCCGUCAUCACUGGGGGUGAACAAGAGGCAGGCUGGCAGUAUUAUACAGUUGCCUGCAGCGACUUCCGGAUCCUGAAUGCACUCUCGGUGAUGAGGAACGAGACCCACGAGGAUGUCACCUGCUCCAACGGAUUCUCCUAUCUACCGACCACGUCAGGCAAAUGUUUCCAUGACAACGUACCCUUAGAUAUAGGACGGUGCAUGCAGACCCUCUGGAUUGACCCGGUGCGAGUAUUCAGGACGCCUCUCCCUGCUCCCCUGGCCAGUGGUGCGGAGAUUAUCGUGGAGGCAGCCGCAGGUGGGGUCAGCUUGUAGGUAUAUCGCUGAAACGAAACUUACUCAACAUGUAGGUGUUUGUGAAGUUCACAAUCAUCAGCAUUUUGAUUGAUGUGUUGUUUAAUGCAUGUGGAACUUUCGGGGCCUGUGAGUAAUGAUGCGUUUAGAAAUUGAUAUGAUUUGAUGAGAAGACAGACACAGGUCUGAAUUAUGUAUGAUUAACACCGGAAAAUGUCUACCAUUUAAAGUCAGGUUGUUAGUAAUAGAGAAGGGGUGUAUGGGCAAUGAUCCAUAGCCAGGCACGAAAUAUUUGGACUUUAGCAACUCAUGCUUGUCGAGCAA